Nematolebias whitei (Rio pearlfish) is the source of this 4324-nucleotide messenger RNA. It is a transcript of the gene kif15, whose product is annotated as kinesin family member 15. The transcript is spliced from 35 exons. Lineage: Eukaryota; Metazoa; Chordata; Actinopteri; Cyprinodontiformes; Rivulidae. Gene Ontology annotation, molecular function: microtubule motor activity; microtubule binding; ATP binding. Gene Ontology annotation, biological process: microtubule-based movement. Bases 1 to 4149 code for a protein of 1382 amino acids. The record is from RefSeq and is a predicted model, not a curated record.
AUGCAGUUUAACGGAAAAGGAUUUGGGGAAUCAUCCCUUCUUGCUGCCAGUGGUGACAGUGACUCCAUUAAAGUUUUUGUCCGAGUGCGACCUCUGACCCAGGGUACGGGGCUGACCACAGAUGGAGAUCAGAAUCUGUGUCUCUCCGUCACCUCGUCCAGCACCAUUCGUCUGCUCUCAAAACCAGAACCACGAACCUUCACUUAUGAUCACGUAGCUGACAUGGACACAUCUCAGGACUCUGUAUUUAACAGUGUAGCCAAGAAUAUUGUUGAGUCCUGCAUGAAUGGAUAUAAUGGCACUAUAUUUGCUUAUGGGCAAACAGGUUCAGGAAAAACAUUUACCAUGCUUGGACCGUCUGAGAUGGAUAACUUCACAGAUGAACUGAGAGGGGUUAUUCCACGAAGUUUUGAGUACCUGUUCUUUCUCAUCAACAGAGAAGUGGAGAGGUCUGGCAAGUCCAAGAGUUUCCUUUGCAAGUGUUCAUUUAUUGAGAUAUACAAUGAACAAAUAUAUGACCUCCUGGACACAGCUUCUGCCAGCCUUUUUCUUAGGGAAAACAUCAAGAAAGGCGUGUUUGUUGAAGGAGCUGUAGAGAAGUUUGUAAACUCGGCAGCUGAGGCUUACAAGGUGCUGUCUAUGGGCUGGCGUAAUCGGCGUGUGGCCUCCACCUCCAUGAAUCGUGAGUCUUCAAGAUCUCAUGCUGUGUUCACGAUGACGUUGGAGUCCAAAGAGUUUGUCAAUGAAGUGGUGAACAUCCGAAUGUCUCAGCUGAACCUGGUUGAUCUGGCUGGAUCUGAGCGACAGAAAGACACUCACACAGAUGGAUCAAGGCUCAAGGAGGCCAGCAGUAUCAAUCGCUCCCUCAUGUGUCUGGGUCAGGUAAUCAUGGCACUGGUGGACGUAUCUAAUGGGAAGCACCGCCACAUCUGCUACCGAGAUUCUAAACUCACCUUCUUGCUCAGGGACUCUCUUGGAGGAAAUGCAAAAACUUACAUUAUAGCUAAUGUCCAUCCUGGUUCAAGAUGUUUUGGAGAAACACUGUCCACAUUGCACUUUGCUCAAAGAGCAAAGUUAAUUAAAAAUAAGGCUGUUAUCAAUGAGGACACACAGGGAAAUGUGAAGCAGUUGCAGGCGGAGGUGAGAAAGCUGAAGGAGCAGCUUGCUCAGGCAUUGGUCUCUCAGCGAGUGGACUUUGAUAAAGACUCUGCACCAGGAGGACCUGAACCCCCCAUGGGUCAGUCCACUGAGCUUCAGGAUGAUGUUUCAUAUACAGCAAAGUUUAUGGGCGCUGUUCGUCUGUGGAAGAAGCAAGAGGAGGAGAAGAAGAUGCUGCUUAAGAAGGUGGCUCAACUCGAGGAGGCCUGGACACAGAAAGACAAGUUCAUCCACUCCAGCAGAAUGAUCAUCCGGUUUCGAGAAGAACACAUCUCUCGUCUUGAGAACAAGCUGAAGGCCGGACAAAGCUUCAUGUCUGAUAUGGAGUCUCAGGCUUUAAUUGAUCAGCUGAAAAAAGAGAUUAAGAUCUUGAGUGAUCAGGUUGAUCAUCAUCCAAAGAUGACUCGGUAUGCAGCAGAGAAUUACAGCCUCAGAGAAGAGAACCGUCUGUUACGGUCUCUUGAAUCUGUGAUGAAAGCUGAAGAAGUCUCCGCCCAAAUUUCUGCUGAGCUGGAAGAGGCCUUUCAGAGGGCACUGGAAUCAGAAAAACUCACAGGAAGUUCCACGGCCUCUUCUGUCCUGGGAACAGAAGCAGGGUCUGCAGCCGCAAUCGAAAAGCUGAACGCCAAACUGCUUCAGAAACAGUCAGACCUCACCGCUGCCCUCCAGGCCUUUGAGGAGUACAAAGACGUCACUAAAAAACAGCUAUCCCAGUUGGAGUCUGAGAAAAGAUACCUCGAGAAGUCCAACAGGCAUUUGGAAAAGAUUUUGGAAGCCACCCAUGCCUAUAAAAAACAAGAAGUCUCUGAACUUAACAGAAUUCAUGUUGAAACUAUAAAGAUUCUCACUACGCCUACAAAAGCGUACAACCUGCGGUCCCGCCUUGUGCCCCACGCCAGUCCAGAACACCUGAGUGAGAAUUGCAAUGACGGAGACAGCAUCUGGUCUGAGCAGCCUCCAGCUAACAUGAAUGAGAUGGCUUUGACAGAGGAGCUGUGCCAAGUGCAGGAUCAAGUGAGUCGAGUACACGCACAGUUAAACGAAGAGGAGCUGAAGAACAGCAAGUUGUUGCAGCAAAUUGCUAAACUUGAGGAGCAGAUUACCAUGUUGUCCCAAGAAUCUGACCACAAGGAUGAGCAACUUUCCACUGAAAGAGCCAGUAGAAAUAAAGACCAGCUUGCCUUUCAAGAGUCUGUGAACAGUCUGCAAGAAAAUCUCCUUUCUGAGCAGCAAGCUUCAGAAGUUCUAAGAACGGAGAUCCGAGACCUACGCUUGUUGCUGCAGUCAUCUGACAAAGAGCUGGCCUCUGUGAAAAACGAGCUAAGAGGCGGUGAGAGCGAACAUCAUCGAGAAAUAAGCGAGCUCUCCAGCAGUCUGAUCAGCACACGCCUCCAGCUCGAUAAAGUCCAGCUGGAGUGGGAGCAACUUCUGGAACAAAACCGAACUCUGCAGGAUUCCUUCGACCAGCUGCAGGCAGAGGCAAAGUUUGAGGCAGAUCAGGCAGGACAGCAACUGUGUGACAAGCAGCAGGAGAUUGAUCAGCUGAACGCAGAGGUCACGGAUUUUAAAAGUGCUCUGCAAACUGAACAAGGGCACACAAGCAGCCUGAUCUUCAAGUUACGAGAAAACCAAGAAAGCACAUCAAAAGAGCUUAUAGAGUCCAUGGAGCAGAACUCACAACUCAGAAAACAAGUCUCAGACCUGAAGACGCAAAAUCAACAGCAGUCAACUCAAAUUGCCGAUCUUGAGCAGAAUUUAACAGCUGCCACCAACAAACUCACAAGCUUGGAGCAGAAUAAUAAUCAGGACAAAGACGUUCUUUUAGACCUAAUGAGUCAAACCAAAGAGCUUCGUGCUGAGCUGAGCCAGAAAGAUGAGACCAUUAUUUACCUGGAUGGAGACAUCAAAGACAUCACAGCUAAAUACAAUGCUGCUUGCCAGGAGAAGGAAAACAUCCGUGAGCAAAACCAUCAAAUGCAGGCAGAAAUCUGUGAACUUAAAGAAACUUUAGAGAGAAAUGUGGCAUCUAACAAGAUUGAGGUUGAGGUGUUGCAGGAGGAGAUUGCAUAUGCAACUGAUGAGGUUGAGAGACUCACCAAGGUCUUAGAUGAGCAAAACUGCCUCCUGCAAGCAUCUCAAGAGCAAGCAGCCCAGAAGGACGUUGCCAUAAAGGACCUAGAGCAGAAGGUGAAAGAACAGCAAGAAGCGGUUGAGAAAAUGGUCAGAAAUGGAGGUGUCAACGCUGCUGAGCUGACUGUUACGCCUAAAUCAUUAAAUCGGACGCCUUGUGGCCUGGGCAGCUUUAACAGAAACCUGAAUGAGGUGUUUGAGAGCCAGGAGCAGGAGCUGGAGAACAGACGCUCCUCCAUGAUGACCAUGGAGAUCCUUCUAGUAGAGCUGAAUGCUGAGAGGACUGCCAAGAAUGAGGAAAUUCAGAGGCUCAAGGCUGAGCUGACUGAGAAAGAGGUGGUCCGAAUGGAAAUCCAGGGUUUGCUCGACACAUUUUACACCAAACAGAACCUGUUCAAACAGGCUGACAAUAACAGUGAGGACUUCAGUGAAGCAGUAAGUCAGACUUUGUUGAAAGAGCUGCAGGAGGAGAGAGCUGAGAAGAGCAAAACAACACAGAAGCUGUUCAAUACUCAGAAAAGACUGCAGGAGCAGGAAACUACGUUGGCCAAGUCCCAGACCUGCGUUCAAGAGCUGACCACUGAGCUGAGGAACCGCUGCCUGGAGCUGAGAGAGCUGAACCAAAGGAUUUUUGAUGAGGAGAAACUACUCCAGGAGAACGAGGUGCUCCGCAAGCAGAAUAUAAAACUUUCAGAGGAGAAUGGAAAGCUUGUCGGACACAAGAACCACAAACAAAGGAUUGAAUACCUGGUUAAACUGAAAAAGGACAACACGAGACUUCAUGAGGAAAACGAGAAGCUCCGAACAGAGAUCAGCUUAAUGCGAGACAGCAGUGUUUGCCAGCCGCUGGAGACAAUAUAAACCGCUCACUUGGAACUGAAAUGGCUACUCAUCCUUAUACAUAUAUUUUUUUACUUUGUAUAUGAAAUAGUAUUUGUUGUUAUCUUUUUUCAAUGUGCCUCAAAAUUUCACUCAUAAGUAAACUCAUCACUUGUUAAUGUCAGCAGUAAUAGUUAUUGUUCUUCGUUUUUGAUAG